Molecule: messenger RNA, 1053 nt
Organism: Rosa rugosa (rugosa rose)
Lineage: Eukaryota; Viridiplantae; Streptophyta; Magnoliopsida; Rosales; Rosaceae
Product: transcription factor IBH1-like
Exons: 1
Coding region: 357-869 (170 amino acids)
Biological process (GO): regulation of DNA-templated transcription
Source: RefSeq, a predicted model, not a curated record
CUGUAGCUCUAGCUAGUCCCUAAUCUAAUAUUAAUAAUAAUAUUUAGUUAUUAAAAGUCUCCUCCUUAUUUACACCUCCCAUUUCCAAUAUUCUCUUCUCUUUCUCAUUUCCCCUCUUCCUUCCUUAAAUUGCCUAAUCACAUCUCUCUCUAGAUCUCUCCUGUUUCUUUGGGUAUAUAAGAUUUGAGAGACAAGUGUGUCAGAGUUUCAGAGCUAAAUUAUCUUCCUCUUUUUCUUGGUUGCGUUGUGUUGUGAGAGCAAGCUGGACCCCAAUUUUGUGUCAGAAACAAAAUCUUUAUCUUGUUCAUUUGUCUCCCCCCAAAACCCUAAUUUUUUAUCUUCUCUUUUCGGUUUCCAUGAAUUCUAGGAGCUUAUUGUUAUCUCCAAACCCUAAUUCCCUCAAAUCUAGGUUCACCAAAGGAUUGCUGAGAGCCCUGUCGAGAAUAAAUAAGCAUCGUCAGCAACCCAGAUCAUCAAGAGAGAUCCGGAAACGCCAUCGUCUAAUCAAAGCUGCUGCUUAUGGAUCCAUGGCUUCUUCUGUAGGGAAUAGAAGAGCUUGGAGUCGGGCGUUGCUUUGGAAGAUCCGAAAUCAGACACGUAGAGGCUACGCGGCGACGAGAAAUAUUGGCAGCAGUACUCGUCAGUUGUCCAUGAAGAAAAGAAUAUGUGAUCUGCAGAAAGGGAAUAAUAGCAAGAACCGGGUCGAGGUUGGUGGUUUGGGUCAAGUAGAUAAGCUUCGGAGGCUUGUUCCGGGCGGUCAGGUCAUGCAUACUUGCAGCUUGUUGGAAGAAACUGCUCAUUACAUGAAGUGCCUUGCCACACAGGUAAAGGUGAUGACAAGAAUUGUGGAAGUUUACAAUAUCCCAUAGAGAAAGAAAGGCUAAAAUGUUUGAUUAUGUAAUUUCUGGAUGUUAAGAAGAGAAAACAAAAAAAAGAAUAAAAGUGGAAAAGAGAAUAUAUACAAAGGAAGAUUAUAGUUAUAGCUAGAAUCUGUUUAAGUGUAAAAUGGGGAGAUGUGAUAUUUGUUAAUAUAUUUUAUAUGUUGCCUGGGUA